This is a messenger RNA of Microthlaspi erraticum, 501 nucleotides long. Lineage: Eukaryota; Viridiplantae; Streptophyta; Magnoliopsida; Brassicales; Brassicaceae. The record is from the annotation of a GenBank genome assembly.
AUGGAUUUGGAGCCAAAGAAAUUCGCUAAACUAUUAGAGAAAAUUGAAGCUGAAGCUGUUCACUGUCUACUAGCUCGAACUCAGAUUGUGGAGAAUGACAAGGAGAGAAAUGCAAAUCGAGAGGCUUUAACAUCGCUAAGGAAGAGAGCUCAAACAACAAAGACUAGUCUUGUUCCUUCUCCUUUCGAUUCAAUGAUGAAUACCAUCCAAACGAAACAUUUGGUCGAACAAGUUUGCUCGACGUGUGGAUCUCAUGACUCUAGUGAACCCACUUGGAUGAUUCUCCCAGGAGUUGAUCUUUUCGCUGCGGUACCGUUUCAUGUGGUUCAUACAAUUCUAGAGAAAGAUGAGAAGGUAAUGGAGUUUGAGUCGAAGAAGUUGCAGAGUUUGGUGAAGGAGAAGGCUCUUUUGUUAUCGGAGCUUGGGGUUCUUGCUGAUAGUGUUCCUCAGGGAGUGAUCAGAUCUUUGGUGGCGUUAAAGGACAACAAACCUUUAGAUUAA